AUGAGGGCCACCGCGGUUAUUUACGUCCUCGUCGCCUGGGCGGUUCGCUGCGCCUUGACACAGGAGCUGGAAGACAUUCCGUACUGCUCCCGGAUAUGCUUCACAGUUGGAAAUUCUGAGUGGUGCAGCCUCGGAAAGACGUCCAACUGCGUUUGUAGACAAAGCAUCGCCAGCUACUACCGCGGAAAGUUCAAGAGCUGUAUAGAGAGUAGCUGCCCAGGAGACGUAACGUUCAAAGAGGCCUAUGCCGCCUUUGCAGCGUACUGUGUCGCAAAUGACUGGAUAGAUGCCGCCUCAACAGCAUUGGGCGAAGCAACAACGGUCACCAUCGGACCAAUCGUCAUAGUCACGCCGACGACUACAGUAACAGGGUCUGGUGGCUCUGCGGCGACUAUCACGUCGGAGAUCACUGCAACAACAGGAGGAUCUGGGUCAUUUACGACAGGAUCAGCAACAACUGCAAACCCCUCUACUGAACCGACGGCGGAAACGGCACCUACGACCGACGGGAGCGACAACAACAAUAACUCUUCUGAUGCAUUGUCAACAGGUGCAAAGGCAGGUAUCGGAAUAGGAGCUGCUCUUGCAGUGGCUUUAGUGGCUGUUAUCCUGUUUAUUUGGCGAAGGAAACGGAAGGCUCUAUCAACCGAAAAAGAUGAGGAAUCGUCGGUCCCAGAGCUCGAUAAUGGAGACGUCUCUAACAGACAUGAAUUGGACUCGAGCACCAUAACUUCUGGGUUAGACAAGACGCACUCUGUGGCAUUCUCAAACCAACAAGGCAUGGCUGAGUUGGACGCAACCUCUGCGUUGUACAAAGGACAGACGAGGCUUGAGGAAGGCGAAGCCACGCCUCCAGUGGAACAAGGCGCGGUCUCAGGCGAGGCUGGAUCCAUGAUCUCGCAUCCUACACCGUCACUGCCACCAGCAACAAAUAUAGCACAGCCUAUGAUUGGAGAUUAUAUCAACUCCAAUUCGUCGGAACCGUCACUUCCAAGCACCGCGGAGUUGGAGCACCUGCUUCAUGAGGAGCAGCUGUUGCGAGAGAGGAGGCGGACUUUGGAGCAACUAAAACAGAUACAACAGGACGAGCUUGCCUUGGGAGAGCGUAUAAGGUUGUUGAGACAGAGGCAUAGCAGCCAAUCGGCAGAGGGUGGGGGAUAA
Molecule: messenger RNA, 1161 nt
Organism: Colletotrichum gloeosporioides
Lineage: Eukaryota; Fungi; Ascomycota; Sordariomycetes; Glomerellales; Glomerellaceae
Exons: 2
Coding region: 1-1161 (386 amino acids)
Source: RefSeq, a predicted model, not a curated record